Anopheles coluzzii is the source of this 2524-nucleotide messenger RNA. RefSeq lists its product as uncharacterized. Gene Ontology annotation, cellular component: plasma membrane. The coding region runs from base 23 to 1273 and encodes 416 amino acids. Gene Ontology annotation, biological process: detection of chemical stimulus involved in sensory perception of smell; sensory perception of smell. The transcript is spliced from 3 exons. Gene Ontology annotation, molecular function: odorant binding; olfactory receptor activity. NCBI's taxonomy places the organism in Eukaryota, Metazoa, Arthropoda, Insecta, Diptera, Culicidae. The record is from RefSeq and is a predicted model, not a curated record.
AGUCACACCAAAACGCCUCAUUAUGGUGCGCAGUAAACUGUUCCGUCUGUCCCUGGUACGCAAGUACUGGGACAAAUACUUCACCUUCACCUACACCGUGGACUAUUUCAACCUGCUCAACACCUUCGGUACACUGUUCGCGCUUCACUAUCACACCCGCCAGCCACGCUGGACAGUGAAGAAGCUUCUCUGGACAGUUUAUCGCACCCUCUACCUGCUGUCGUAUCUGUCCUACUGCUACAAAGUGUACUGGCUGUUCAGCCACUGGCAGUACAGUACGGCUGCGGCCAAUCUGCUCGGUGCGCUGGGCCUGUGCAGCGGGGCCUUGCUGCGGCUGCUGCUGAUCGAGCAAAACUAUCCCACCGUACACCGGCUGCAGCAGUUUCUGAACGAUCGAACCUACCUGCACGACGAUCCGUGGGCACGAACCGAGCGUUCCAAGCUUUACCGCCACAACAACCGCUUUCUGGUGGUGCUCAUCAGCGCCAUCAGCGUGGAGUCGCUGUGCUUUCUGGCCCGGCUGCUGCUGACGCGGCCCGAGUUUAUGCUACAGUACGGUGGAGCCGUUCUGGGUGGCCCGUCAGUGCAGCUCGCCUACGGCAUGGUAACUGCCUGCUGGGGCAUCAUUUACGUGCUCUCGUUUAUCGUGUUCUACACGCUGCUGGCCGGGUUUCGGCUUGAGAUGCAGCUGCUGGCGCGUUCCUUUCAGCAGCUCGAGGAGAUGCUCGUACCCGCCGGCGUAGGGAUGGACGACCAGGACGAAUGGGAGUACUGGGACAACCUGCAACAGAGACUGACCCAUCGGAUCAAGCGCCAUGUGGAGUUGCUCGAAAAUCUUCGCAUCUUUCGCUCGAUCGUCGCCCCGUUUGCCUUUCUGCAGUACUACAGCACCUUCGGCCUGAUAGCGGACUCGUUCUUCGUGGUGUCCUUUGAAGGUUUUACCGGCUACAGCAUGGCGUACGUACUGUUUGCUUCGUUUCUGAUCCUGGAAUCCUUGCUGCUGUGCCGUGGAGUGGAAGAUUUGAACGAUUUGAAUCGACAAAUCGGAACCAUUCUGUACAACUUCGAUUGGCCCCGAUUGCUGCGCUUUUCCAUCCACUACCGACGUCAGUACUUCAGCGUACGGCGAACGAUUCUGCUCGUGAUUUUGCAGUCCCAACAAUCACUCCGGUUCAGCUACGGUGCACAUGGGGAAAUUUCAAUGCACAGCUUUGCGGAGCUGAUGCAGAAAAGCUACUCAAUGCUGACGUUCAUGCUGCAGUUCCAAAACUAGUAGCUCGCUGCUAGUACAAUGUAUAUACUUUGCCGGCGUUGAGCUUUAAUUGUUGCCUUUUUUCACGACAGAAAACACACUGGAAAACAAAUUGAGAGAAAGUAGCUGUUGUGCCUUAGAAAUGGCUAAGAACUUUUCCGGUGGAUACGGUACAGAGCAACAAGAGCACAACUUUUGCCAAAGACAAAGUUGCAUUCACUUCGUAUGUAAACAAUUAUCUCGCACUAAACUGAUUAAAAUAGUACCUACAGAUGAAGCGAAGCUUUCCCGCCAGCACACGAGAAAGAGAACUUUCCUUAAAACAAUUUAAUGCAAUUAACAGUACACCAAAUGCACUCUAUGCUGUAGUUGUAGCAUUUAUUUCGAGUGUAGUAGUGCCGAGUAUCAUCCAACCGGAAACGUCUGCUCGCCUGCAUAGCUCUUAAUUGAUGCAUUCCAGUUGCUGGGAAAGUUUCUCUCAUUGCAACGAACAAUAAAACACUCACCCUUGUCUGACACUUUAACGAAGAAAAUACCCCCAAAAAACGCUGUAGUAUCGAGUUUGCCACACUCAGUACGACGAUUUAUGGCGCUGGGCCACUUCAGACAGCAGCCAGAAUGGUCAGACGAAUAUUUUUCAUCACAUUCCAUCACCGUACCCGGGGUGGGGUGAACGUAUUUUCUGACCGUCCAAUCUUCACUGCGUCGUGGCCAUCACAAGCAAAAACACGCACACGUAGUAGCGCAAACAAUUUACAGCCUACGAUGCUAGUAAUUGAAUUCAAAUAUUUACCCAGGAAUUUAUAAUUUUCUGCCUCGUUUGUACUUGCGUAGCGCGAGCUAGCACAACCCCCAAGACGAUGGACUGUGUACCCUUGGAUGCCGGUGACCGGUUGGUUGCCGGCAAUUGCGAAAUGGUUGUGAUUUUUCUGCUUCUUUCUUUCUUUUUUGCUCGCACAAAAACAGAUGAAAUCUACGCAGAGCACUGGUGCAAAGACGUGCGGGAAAUUGAUAUUGCUGCGGGAAACGGAGCUGACAAAAAAGGACAACUCCGGCGACAACGGCUACCCCGAAAUUGUUUGAUGAUGGGUGCCAAAAGUGACCCCCACGGACCUGUUGAAAGUGAUGCAAGAUAAGCUUCUUGCUUGGCACCCGUUUUUGCUUAUCGUGACGAGCAAGGAUGACGAAAGAGUUGGCAAAUUUCAUGGCUCUUUUCUCUUCUUCUUUGGCACAACACAACCUUUGCCGGUCAAGGCCUGCCUGUACCCCACU